CUAAAGUUUUCCCUAAAAUUGAUAGGUUAAGUCUGCGGUCACGUGCUAUUUACUAACAGAAAGUCACUUGUAAGGCAAUUUGCAGGCGACCCUGACCGAAAGUUAAAAGUUUUAUCUGUAAUCACGUGUUCGAGUCUUCUAUCUAAACCUUGGCCAUGUCGAACUCUGAAGCAAUAAUAUUAAACGGGAAAGAAAUUUCAAAAGAAAUUAAAAACGGAAUAUUAGAAGAAGUGAGACAGUUAAAAGAAAAAUAUGCAAAUUUCAAUCCUACUCUAGCCAUUAUUCAGGUAGGAAAUCGAACAGACUCGAGUGUGUUUAUUCGCACAAAAUCAAAAUCUGCUAAUGAAGUUGGUAUCAGAGCUAUACACAUUCAUUUGCCUAGAAAUAUAACAGAACAAGAGUUGAUAAAGAAGAUUCAAGAGUUAAAUAAAGAUCAUGAAAUUCAUGGAAUAAUAGUUCAGUUGCCAUUAGACUGUGAAUCAUCAAUAGAUACGAAUGUUAUCAUUAAUACUGUUUCUCCAGAGAAAGAUGUUGAUGGAAUUCAUGAUCAGAAUGCUGGUAAAUUAGCUCAUGGACAAUUGGAAGGCUUUUUUAUUGCUUGCACUCCUCAAGGUUGUUUAGAACUCAUCAAAAGAACAGGAGUACAGAUUAAAGGAAGUAAAGUAGUGGUCAUAGGAAGAAGUAAAAUUGUAGGAACUCCUGUGGCACAGCUCUUAACUUGGCAUCAUGCUACUGUUACAACAUGCCAUUCACGCACUUCUAAUUUAGCAGAAGAGGUCAGACAAGCAGAUAUUGUUGUUGUUGCUGUUGGAAAAGCAGAAUUAGUGAGAGGUGAUUGGAUUAAACCUGGUGCUGUUGUAAUUGAUUGUGGAAUUAAUUCUAUUCCUGAUUCUACAAAAAUUUCUGGAUAUAGAUUAGUGGGAGAUAUUAAUUUUCAAGAAGUUAAAAAAGUUGCUUCAUAUAUAACACCUGUACCAGGAGGUGUUGGACCAAUGACUGUAGCAAUGAUAAUGAAAAAUACUUUACAAGCAGCAAUUGAAGCUGCCAAGAAAUAUUCAACAAUAAAGCCAUGGAAGUUAGAAAUUCUUCCACUCACAAUUAAAACUCCAGUUCCUAGUGAUAUAGAAAUAGCUAGAAAUCAAACUCCAAAAAAUAUAGCUGAUUUGGCAAAUGAAAUUGGAUUAUUACCAAGUGAAAUUGAAUUGUAUGGAACAACAAAAGCAAAAGUGUCAUUAGCUACAUUAGAUCGUUUAAAGAAUCAUAAAAAUGGAAAAUAUAUAGUAGUAACAACUCAGUUUGACAUUACUGUUGCAAGUGAAAUUAUGGCAAUUCUUGCUUUAACAACUGAUUUAAGUGAUAUGAGAGAGAGAUUUAAACGUAUUGUUGUAGCUAGUAAUAAAGAAGGUUAUCCAAUAACAGCUGAAGAUUUGGGUGUAUUUGGAGCUUUAACAGUAUUUAUGAAAGAUGCAAUUAAACCAAAUUUGAUGCAAACGCUUGAGGGUACACCUGUUUUUGUUCAUGCUGGUCCUUUUGCAAAUAUUGCUCAUGGAAAUUCUUCAAUUCUUGCUGAUAAGAUUGCAUUGAAAUUAGUAGGUGAAGAUGGAUAUGUAGUGACAGAAGCAGGAUUUGGAGCUGAUAUUGGCAUGGAAAAAUUUUUUAAUAUAAAAUGUAGAUAUUCAGGUCUUGUACCAAAUGCAGUUGUCCUUGUUGCUACGAUACGAGCUUUAAAAAUGCAUGGUGGUGGUUCAGCUGUUAAACCAGGCAGUCCACUUCCUAAAGAAUAUAAUGAAGAGGUCAGAGGUUACUCACAAGUAAUUCCAAUGGAAGAGUUCAAUCUUCAUCUUACUGGUGAUAUACAUGCAAUCACUGCUGCCAAUAAUCUCUUAGCUGCUCAGAUUGAUGCACGUAUGUUCCACGAAGCAACACAAUCUGAUGAAGCUUUAUUUAGAAGAUUGGUUUCUACAAAGAAAGGAAAACAAGAAUUUACAGAAAUACAAAAAGGACGAUUACAGAAAUUAGGCAUAAAAGCUACAAAUCCAAAAGAUUUGACAAAAGAUGAAAUAAAGCGAUUUGCAAGAUUAGACAUUGAUCCAUCUACUAUCACUUGGCAAAGAGUUAUAGAUACGAAUGACAGGUUUCUCCGUAAAAUAACAAUUGGACAAUCACCUACAGAAAAAGGAAAGAUAAGAGAGACUCAGUUUGACAUUACUGUUGCAAGUGAAAUUAUGGCAAUUCUUGCUUUAACAACUGAUUUAAGUGAUAUGAGAGAGAGAUUUAAACGUAUUGUUGUAGCUAGUAAUAAAGAAGGUUAUCCAAUAACAGCUGAAGAUUUGGGUGUAUUUGGAGCUUUAACAGUAUUUAUGAAAGAUGCAAUUAAACCAAAUUUGAUGCAAACGCUUGAGGGUACACCUGUUUUUGUUCAUGCUGGUCCUUUUGCAAAUAUUGCUCAUGGAAAUUCUUCAAUUCUUGCUGAUAAGAUUGCAUUGAAAUUAGUAGGUGAAGAUGGAUAUGUAGUGACAGAAGCAGGAUUUGGAGCUGAUAUUGGCAUGGAAAAAUUUUUUAAUAUAAAAUGUAGAUAUUCAGGUCUUGUACCAAAUGCAGUUGUCCUUGUUGCUACGAUACGAGCUUUAAAAAUGCAUGGUGGUGGUUCAGCUGUUAAACCAGGCAGUCCACUUCCUAAAGAAUAUAAUGAAGAGAAUAUAGAAUUAUUAAAGAAGGGCUUUUGCAACCUGGAGAAACAAAUUAGUAACGCAAGGAAAUUUGGCAUUCCAGUUGUAGUAGUAAUUAAUCGUUUUUUAACUGAUACAGAUAAUGAAGUUGAAUUAAUAAAACAGUUAUCAAAAGAAAAUGGAGCCUUUGAUGCAGUAGAAAGCAAUCACUGGGCGAUAGGAGGACCUGGAGCAAUUGACCUGGCUAAAGCAGUCAUUAAUGCUGCUAAUCAAGAUUCUGAUUUCAAGUUUCUUUAUGAUCUUAAGCUUCCAAUUGAAGAUAAAAUAGAAAUUAUUGCUAAAGAGAUAUAUGGAGCAGAUGGAAUAGAGUUAUUAGAAGAAGCAAAAAUAAAAAUUGACAGAUACAAAAGACAAGGAUUCAAUGAUUUUCCAAUUUGCAUGGCAAAGACUCAUUUAUCCUUAUCUGAUGAUCCAAAUGCUAAAGGUACACCAAAAGGGUUUGUUCUUCCCAUACGAGACAUCAGAGCGAGUGUCGGAGCAGGAUUUUUAUAUCCAUUAGUUGGUACAAUGAGUACCAUGCCGGGAUUGCCCAUCAGACCCAGCUUUUACGAUAUCGAUUUGAAUAUAGAAACCGAAGAUGUGGAAGGUUUAUUCUGAAAGGUAUCAAGUUUACUAAUUUGCACACAAAUUAAAUGGAGCAAUUUUUGUUUGCAUGUGUUUGUAAAAAAAUAAUUAAAAAAAAAAUUACUUUUCUAAAAUAAAAUUCUGUUACUAAUA
This is a messenger RNA of Centruroides sculpturatus (bark scorpion), 3446 nucleotides long. It is a transcript of the gene pug, whose product is annotated as C-1-tetrahydrofolate synthase, cytoplasmic-like. Gene Ontology annotation, biological process: tetrahydrofolate interconversion. Gene Ontology annotation, molecular function: methylenetetrahydrofolate dehydrogenase (NADP+) activity; methenyltetrahydrofolate cyclohydrolase activity; formate-tetrahydrofolate ligase activity. Gene Ontology annotation, cellular component: cytosol. The transcript is spliced from 27 exons. The record is from RefSeq and is a predicted model, not a curated record. Lineage: Eukaryota; Metazoa; Arthropoda; Arachnida; Scorpiones; Buthidae. Bases 156 to 3326 code for a protein of 1056 amino acids.